CGAUCAGAGGACUAAAAGCCCAAGAAUCCGCGUUUCUCAUCAAAGGGUCCAUGGAGGAGGCGUGAGCAACGCACUCAAGGAACUACAGGCUACAGCCCAACGCACUAACUUUUAAGCCUUCCAGUGCGUUCUCACCGGUCACCUCCCUAAAAAUUCUCCGCACUUUUCCUCGUCUUUUAUUGUUGAGCUCUGACUUACUAUAACAAACACCCAGAAACAGCAUCCAUCCCUAAAUGCUCAGACGAACCCCUAUGGCGUUCAACAAUAAACCCAAGAAACCCAUCUUCUCCUCCCAAUCCAACCUCCAUACCACCCUCUUCUUCGUCUUACUACUCUUCACAAUUCCCGCCUUCUUCCUCCUCCACGCCCCUUCCACUACCCCAUGCUCCGCCUCCCCCAACCUCCCCCACAAAUGGUCCGGUGACCUUCUUAAAGCCGAAUUCGCUUGGAACCGUUUGCAGUUCAUCGACAGCCAACCGCCUCCGGUCACUCUCAAGAUUGCAGUUUUCUCUCGGAAGUGGCCCGCUGGAGCCACGCCUGGUGGGAUGGAACGCCAUGCCCUCACCUUGCAUACCGCUCUAGCCCGUCGAGGACAUCGAAUUCAUGUCUAUACCUCCCCUCCCCAGGAUACCGGCGAGGCCAUCCCAUCUGCUGAUGAGGGUCUCAAUCUUCCCUCAUCAGCAAAUCCUACUGGUUACCCAGAACUCCAUUUCCACGAGGGUGAGCCGGGACAGUGGCGAUACAACUUGGCGUGGUCACAGUUCGAGGCGGAGAACAAGCGCGAACCAUUCGAUGUGGUGCAUUCAGAGAGUGUGGCUCUCCCCCAUUGGUUAGCCCGUAACGUUCCCAACCUUGCAGCAUCCUGGCAUGGGAUCGCCCUUGAGAGCGUACAGUCCGACAUCUACCAGGAUUUGAUGCGGAAGCCCGAUGAGCCCAUGUCACAAGCAUUCAACACCAGGCUUCAAGGGGUACUGCCUAAGGUUUUGAACGAAAUUAGGUUCUUCAAGAGCUACGCUCAUCACGUAGCUAUCAGUGAUAGCUGUGGAGAGAUGCUGAGGGACGUUUACCAGAUCCCAGAUGGAAGGGUCCAUGUGAUUCUCAAUGGUGUGGAUGAAGAAGACUUUGGACUGGAUGUGGGUUUAGGGAAUGAAUUCAGGGCUAAGGUUGGUGUGCCCCAGAAUACCAGUCUGGUACUUGGGGUUGCCGGAAGACUGGUGAAAGACAAGGGUCAUCCUUUGCUUUAUGAAGCCUUCUCUAAGCUGUUAGAGAAGCAUCCCAAUGUCUACCUGAUCGUUGCAGGGUCUGGGCCAUGGGAGCAACGAUACAGGGAACUGGGGUCUCGAGUCAUAGUGCUGGGAUCCAUGCGGCCUGAUGAGCUGAGGGCCUUCUACAACUCCAUCGAUAUCUUUGUGAAUCCCACCCUGCGACCUCAAGGGCUCGAUCUUACUCUGAUGGAAGCAAUGAUGAGCGGGAAGCCUGUGCUGGCAUCAAGGUUCCCUAGCAUCAAAGGGUCAAUAGUCGUCAGAGAAGAAUUUGGGUUCAUGUUCUCGCCAAACGUUGAAUCCUUGCUAAAGUCAUUGGAGGCAGUGGUGGAGGAAGGGUCAGAAAAGCUAGCUUGGAGGGGAAGGGCUUGCAGGGAAUACGCUGCUUCCAUGUUUACAGCACGGAAGAUGGCAUUGGCAUAUGAAAGGUUAUUCCUUUGUAUCAAAAAUGAAACUUUUUGUAAGUAUCCCUUGCAUUUAGAUUAAUAUUUUUUUUUCCUUUUAAGAGACUUGAAUGUUACAGAGAAGAGCUCAGCACCUCAGAGAACUAUAGAUUUUUAGACACAGAAAUUAUUUGAGAGGAAACUGAUGACAAUAUGCAUUCUCUUUUGCUGGCCUAUAUAGAAAUAUGUGAUUGUUGUUCCCGGCUC
Nelumbo nucifera (sacred lotus) is the source of this 1912-nucleotide messenger RNA. Its product is annotated as UDP-Glycosyltransferase superfamily protein. The record is from RefSeq and is a predicted model, not a curated record. Gene Ontology annotation, molecular function: glycosyltransferase activity. Lineage: Eukaryota; Viridiplantae; Streptophyta; Magnoliopsida; Proteales; Nelumbonaceae.